Nylanderia fulva is the source of this 4478-nucleotide messenger RNA. NCBI's taxonomy places the organism in Eukaryota, Metazoa, Arthropoda, Insecta, Hymenoptera, Formicidae. The record is from RefSeq and is a predicted model, not a curated record.
UUCAGUGCGCCGCGCAUCCUCGGACGUGCAUCGUGUCGGUCUAGUUGCGCUCGCGUACGAGCGAUCGGGACAUGUGAUUCAUCGCGCGAUUGCGAAGAGAGACGAAAGGAAAAAAAGGAUGAAGAGAAGAGAUCCUAAGAUCGUCGACGGCCUAAAGUGCUGCCGCCCAUCAUCAUCAUCACCAUCAUCAUCAUGAAGGAGGUAUGAAGUCGGCCCACUGCAGUAGCGAACCCAGACUAACCGAGAAUGACGUCAGUCCGGGGAUUAGAAGACGAGGGAGUCGGAGGGGACAGAGUAUGCAUCAUACGCAUCAGAGGAAGAGCAACGCCUUCCUGGACGUGCCCGACGUCUCAUCUCAGAUGCCACCGCGAGAAGAAGGUGAAGAUGAGGAUAGUUACAGACUCCGCAGCUUUAGUCUCACCAGCAAAGGUGUCGUCAACAGAGGGGAUUCCUUUCGGAGAAGAAGAUCGAGAUCGAAUUCUCUGGUGCCUGCCGAGCAAGAGACCGAAGUACGGAAAUUACCACCUAAGGAAGUCGCAUCUCACAACGUCGCUAUGCUGGGUACGAGAGGAGUUGGAAAAACCGCUCUCAUCAGUCAGUUUAUGACUAGUGAAUGCAUAAAUGCUUAUGACAGGCCGAGAGAUGUGCCGAGUGAACAAUCCGUUUUUGUGAUGUUAAAUGGAGAAGAAAGCGAACUUAAAUUUUUAAACAUUGCUAAUCCUAAGACCGAAUUAGAAAAAAUGCCGUUGCCGGACGCCUUUGUUGUAAUGUAUUCGGUGAUCGACAAGGCGUCCUUUCAAAGAGCCGAGGAAUAUCUCGCUCGACUUCACGAUCAAGAUCUUCUUCGUGGUAGACCGGCUAUUCUGGUCGGGAACAAGGUCGAUUUGGUUCGUUCUAGAGUGGUUUCGCCCCAGGACGGGAAAUGUUUGGCUUGCACCUACCGUGCAAAAUUCGUCGAAAUAUCAGUGGGCAUCAAUCACAACGUCGACGAGCUCUUGGUCGGUAUACUCAAUCAGAUCCGUUUGAAAGUGGUCCAGGGCAACCAGGAACAUCGGAGCAGCAGUGGCGGCAGCGAAGGCAGCGGUCACUGGUACAAAUCCAGAGGUGUCGUGCGCGCCAGCAUGAAAGCCAGACAAAUGUUGACCUGGCUGUUCGGCAAGGAGGAUAGCAAAUUCAAGAAUUGCGAGAACCUUCACGUACUUUAAAUCACAGCGAGAAUUUGCCCGACUUCUGUUUUAUUAGUACGUAAGUACGACGCACAUGACUUCUCGAUAUUUUUUUUCGAAGAAAAUUCUAUUAGAAUUCACAAAGUUCUCGAGAACUGAAGGAAUUCCUACGUGUCGGGGAAGACAAAGUAAGAGUUGUGAAAAUGUAGUAGUCUGAAUGGAUAGAAUGAAUGUGUCUCUCUGACUCAAGAAAAUCUAGUUUAAGAUUCUGAGUCAAAUGUGGAAUCUUUACGAUAGUGCACGAGAGUAUUUCAUUAUUCUGUAUAGGAUGAAUAAACGGUCCGAGGACCAAAAGGGAUAUAAUUAUUGGAUAAACGAAGUGCCAAUUAGUGAAAAUUCACGGCGUUUAAGGGAUGAUAUGUGAAAAUGUCGCUCGAAUCUGUGCUCAUUUAACUGAAAUUGCCUGAGAAAUGUAAGUGAUUAAUCCUUUUAGUCCCAAAUGUGGCAGAUAAUAAUUGCUUUUCAGCAACUUUAAUAUCGACAUAAAUUUUGUCUUUACGUUUGCGCGCGUAACUCUUCCUUCCUGCGAUAGAUUAAAUACAUUAAAUUAUUCAUUAAAAAUAUUUCUUUAUUCACGCGAUGCUAUUAGAAGUUCAAAUAAAUUAGGAUGUUCAAACAAUUCGUACAUAACUUUUUCUCAAAAAUAAUUUGGGACAGAAAAGGAAUUAACGUUCUGACAAAGUUCUGAAGACAAAGUAAGAUUGUGAGAAUGUAGUCUGAAUGUAUAAAACAAAUGUGUCUUUCUGACUCAACAAAAUGUUUAAGGUUCUGAGUCAAAUAUGGAGUCUUCACAAUAUAAUAGUUAAAAGAGUAAUUCAUUAUUCUGUGCAGGGAGAACAAACGGUCCGAGGACCAAAAUGGAUAUAAUAUAUUGGGUAAACAAAGUUUAUAAAAUAUGAAGAAGUUUUAUCAUACAUUUUUCGUUAGUAUUCUGACGAAAAAUAAAAUCUAUAAUAUAAGGAGCGAAAGGGACGCAUUUAUAUGUCGCACCGCUGAAACUAGUAGCCCUUAAUAAUGCAAUCAAAAGUUCAAAUCAAUCAUGACGAUAAGAGAGAAUCAAAUUGGACCAUGGCGUGAACUAAAAUCGCUCUAUUAAAUUUACAAUCUUACUGUAUAAUAAGACCAAUUACACACACUUAAUCUUUCUAUUUAGUACGUACGUGUAUAUGUAUAUAUAUACGUAAAUUUUACGUGUACGCGUAUAUCCGCAAAACAAAGCAUAUUCUAUAUAAAUAUACACACAUGUAUCCUUAAUCUCCUCCUUGACAACUUAGAUUACACAAAAAUGUCAAAAGAUUAAAGAUGUCUAAAGGACGAUGAGAGGUCUUUGAGUCGUUUUCUAGACGUCUUUUCGAGGCACGUGUUGUCUGAGAAGUGUCAAUUCUACUAUGACGACAUUAUGUUGUUGCAAAUAAAAUAGCGCUGCUAUUCUUGCAUCGUUAUAAAUUGGCUUACAACGCGAGUGUCAUUAAUUUCUCGUGUUCCAAUGGACUUCUUCCUAUGCAAUGACUUUCGUUAUUGCGUUGCGGCCAACUUUGUGCUCUAUAUAUGCUAAUAAAGUUUUGUACAGAAAAAUUACUUUGCCACACGUAUUUAACAUUUACAUACAUUUAUUACUUUUAAGAAAGACAUAGUGUAUAAAAACUAGCUACUAUAUGUUAAACUAAAAAUAUUUGUUAUGUUAUAUAGAGCGAAUCUAUACAUUGUGUAAGGUUCUUAUCACUUGUAUUACAAAGUAGACGUUUGAUUGCGUAUUUUGAUAUCAAAGAUGUGUUAAGCAUUACACGAUACAACUGCAUAUCAGAUAACUUUUAAUUAGCAGUUUGUGUGCGAGGUCUGAUUCUAUCAAUUCCUUAGUCGAAUAUUUUAUUAAUUACAUUAUUUAUAUCGAUUAUUUUGUACUUAUUGAUAUAGCAAAUAAUAUGUAAUUUGAUAAUGUGGCGUUUUUGUAUGCAACAUUAUGUCGCAGCGAAGAUGAAAUGUAUCGUGUUUCGUGUUUUAUUCGCGCGCGUCGCGAGAAAGAAUGCAAAUAUUAUGUAGUAACGUAUGCAAACUGUAAACUUCUGAGAAGAGAAAUAUCCUUUUCGAAUCUUUAAAGAGAAAGGAAGAAAAGUGUCUAUAAAAAUCUGUCUAUUUUCUGCGAUCUCUAUGCCUGUAUGUCCGAAUUAUAUCAAUGUAGCAUGUCAAAUCAGAAUGGCGCUUACAUGACGAGAACAAUGCGUCGCUUUGACGUGAAACUUUGCCCUUCUUGUGUGUGAAUAUUUCAUCGUCCGCCGAAUAUACUAUGUAUACGAGAAAUUAACGUUUUCGGAUUUACAGUAGGAAAUUAUAACGGACUUCCUUUUUCUCGUUAUACCAGUAAAUUUUGAAGUGUUUUUUGUCUCUUGAUGAACCAAAUAAAAAUUAAGAAGUUUCCUUCGCCAUUCUUCGUUCUCGUCGCCGUCAUCGUUAUUCAAUUAAUCAAUCGUUAAGCGCGAGUUGUGACGAAUACGCUGUGUGAAUAAUGAAUUUAAGUAUUUAUCUCCAGAUGUGUCUGUUAAACGAGAAACCGAAGAUUCUUACCAAGUGCCUUUGCGUAUUUUUGUAAUUUAAGCUAACUCAGUGUAAGCCCCAUGAGUAUCGUAUACUGUAUAAUCUAUUAUUAUACAUAUUAUAUUACGGAUAUAUUUAUUUGUUGUUAAUUUAUCAUGUUACCUGCGAGAUCGCGCCGCAUUAAAUACUCGGUGAGCGUAACUUUUCAUUCAAUGUACAAUGAACUUUAUUUUAGAUUUCCAUUUUAAAGCUCAUUAAAAUAUAUUUAAGAAGUGAUAUUUAAGAAGUGACAAGCAAUUUCUUCCGAAUAAGAUUUUGCAAUUAAAGUUAACCCGAAUAAUUGCAAUUCGUUAACACCGAAUAAAUUUCUUCGUUCGUUUGUGCCAUUACUGUCGUUCGCGUCUCCUGAAAGCUGUGGAUGUAAUUUAGUAUUAAAGUUGUCAUUGUGUCUGUUUGCUGUAAUACGUGACGUGACAAUACUGCCAGUCCUUUGGUUAAUAAAAUGCUGAGAAAAAUUCUGCUGCAACAAUUCGAUAUCACGAUAUAAGCAAGAAUUUUGGAAACUUUGAUUGCUUGAUUCUAAUGUGUAAACAUUUUCACAUGCUAUUUAUAUUAUUAUGUAAUCAACAAUGCAUGCAUUUAUUAAUAUGUAAAUUUAUAGAUCCCACAUAUGUUUGUUAAUUUUAUCUGUUGAUUAAACAGCGAGUUCUUUGUUUAAAA